This is a messenger RNA of Drosophila elegans, 4577 nucleotides long. RefSeq lists its product as uncharacterized. The record is from RefSeq and is a predicted model, not a curated record. Bases 891 to 4286 code for a protein of 1131 amino acids. The transcript has 15 exons. NCBI's taxonomy places the organism in Eukaryota, Metazoa, Arthropoda, Insecta, Diptera, Drosophilidae.
GAUACAUUCUCUCUCGCAAAAUCGAACGGAGCGGACGUGUCGCGCGUGCCGCGUAGGUAGACAGCCCAUAGAUACAAUUUCCCCUGGCUCGAAGGUGGUGUGUAUUGCAGCAGAAGCAGAAGUAGAAGUCUCUCUGCAUGCGAGAGCGUCUCUGUGAAAAUUCAAUAAAACAAAGAGCCAAGUGAAAAUCGGUUCCAAAUGCCAAUUGUCUAGCGAUUCGAGAGAAAAAUCAAAGGGAUAUAACUGCCAUAAGAAAAACUGUGUUGGUGUACAGCUUAAUACCCGCUAUGUGUGUGCUUCGUGUGUGUGAUUUGCCUGAUACGCUUUAAUUAAUAUCAAUAAGAAGUGCAAAAAAAUACAACUUUGUCUGCUGGAAAAGUAUCUAAACCCCAAUUAUUCGCCGAAGAGCAUUCGUUUUAAUUCGAUUGACACAGAGAGUGAGAGGGAGAGAGGGGGAGACUUAAAAAGAGAGUGGCAGAGGGAUCCCCAACACCAGUACGGACGCAAAAUAACUGUGCAAAUGGUGGUGGAGCAGCCAGCAGCAACAACAAAAACCAUGCAAAUGUAGCGCCGCUCUCCUCUCUUUGUCGCCUUGCUUUUGCGCAGAGAACUCCGGCGAAUUGGCCGAAUUCGCCGCAGCUGUGUGUUUGGAAACACCUUGCUCCAAUAUUUUAACACCCCCCGUCUGAGAUACCCGAUUUUGCACGACCAUCGCAGUUUCAGUCUCAGUUUCGGUUCGCUUCGUGCGCUUUCUGCUGCCCUGCAGCGGAAAAUUCAACGAAAAUCAGCCAGUCACUUGCAGAAACUCCCAAAAAAAAAGGAGAAAAGAAACAUACCGAAAUCGGGAUAAAGGUUCUUGCAUUUUCCAAUGCUGGUUGACUGCGUUUUACAUGCGAUUUCCUCCGUUGCUGCGUUUUCACCUAAGACAACAAGAAGAACGGGUAAAACCAGGAAAACGGCAAGAAGAAGAGCUUCAGCACAAGAAAAAGAAGAAGCAGCAGCUCCAACAUUGUCGCCGCGACAUCGUCGUCGACGUCAGCGUCGCUGCAGCGCAGCAGCUUCAUCAGCUAGCCAUGAACUACAACUGCAACUACAACAACAACAACUACAUCUGCAGCAGCCCCAACAACAACAACAAAGACAGAGAACAGGACACACAGCAUCAGCAGCCACAUCAGCAACCAAUGCAGGCGACUCUGAGGACGGCGAGCUCCAGCUCCAGCACCAGCUCCAGCUCCACCAGCUCCACGUCCACAUCCAAGACGAGAGCAGGAACAACGUCGUUAAUCUAUUUACCGCCUUUCUGCUAUCCAUGUAAGCAUGUGCCUGCGGUCGGCACCAGGAGGCGGAGUCGAAGCCAGACUUUGAGCCCUGGCAGCGGCAGCUGCUGUUGUCCGCCCGACUGGGAACAUAAAAAUUAUGAUAAACAUGCUUCAGCGGCCACGUUGACACCAGCAACAGCAACAUCAGAAGCAGCAGCAGCAGCAGCAGCAGCAGCAACCACAACAGGACCUGCAGCGGCAACAAUGUCCUCCUCGUGGGCUGGUAAAUUCCUGCUGCCGGGUAUUCAGUUACCCGUGGCCGCAGCGGGGCAUAGUUGCCCCGAUCUCCGUCAGACGUCGCAAUUAGUUAUGCCCACUGUUGCUGGCGGGGAUGUACAGGUGAACGUGGAAGGCGGCGUCUUGGAAUGCGGCAAGCGAUGCUGGCGACGUGAGCGAAUCCGGCGCGAAGGACCAAGUCAUGCGUCUGCGGCGUCGCUGGCCCAGGUAAAUCCAAUCAGCACUAGCCCAGCAACAAUGAAAGGAGCAUCAGGAGAGGGAGUGGCAGCAACGACAACCGCGCACAAUUCGCAAACAACGACAAAAACAACGGCAAGGGGCACAACUGGUGCAGCGUUGCCGCAUGAUGAGGAGUAUGAUGAAUGUAGGUGCUUUAACUAUAACGGUGAUAUUAGUCUGGAUCGGCGGGGCGAGGCCGCGGAACUUUCCGGCAUUACGUGGCUGAUGUUCUUGUGGCAGCAGCUGCUGCCGGGCAACGGAAACAAUACCAAUACCCAUACCCACACCCACUCGCACUCGCACUCCCACGAAUCCAGCUUCCCAGCGGGGACAACAACGAAAACAGCAAGGAGCAGGAGCUGCGCCAUGACGUCGACACAAAGUUGGCUGGGUCCGCUGCUUAUGCUUCUUUUGGCCACGUCCGUCAGCGGCUGGGGCGGUCGGCAAGAUGCGCCCGCAAAUUGCACGUUUCCGGCACGAUGGGAGGGCUCCUGGUUCCUGUCCGGCUAUCAGCAAUCCAUACACAUCAAGGGCUCCCAGUUCAGCUAUCGCGGCAGGUGUGCGGCCUCCGAUGGUAACAAAUAUCUGAUUGUCGACGAGAAAGGAUGUCAUCGUUGCCUGGUUAUCUAUGAGAAGCAUAAAAAUGUGCUCCAAUAUAAAGAAAGUGAGUGCGAAGGUGAUAGUAUGUAUAUGCAUCAGUCGAACCCAUCUGCACUGGCGAUGCGUAGCUCUAAUAAACAAAGUGAUCAUAGGGGGGGAGCUCAUCCCAAUACGAACGGGCAUUCAAGACUAUCUUCAUCGGAUCAGUACAUAAUGAGAUCCAAUGACGAUAUGAAUGAUUGUCCCCCAGACUUUUGCAAGGGCCGUGAGACUUUACAGAAUCUCUGCGACCAGAUACCGGGCGAUGCCCUGCUCUACUCGCUUUUCCGGGAAAGCGCCGAGCCGGUCAAGUGUCCGCUCAAGGGACCCUUCAUCUUCACGUACAAUCGGGGCCACGGGGAGUGCAAGUCGCCGGUGUCCAACAUUGAGAGCUGCACGGAGGAGAGUCGCCUCCUGUUGAGCUUCCAGGCCUGUCCCGAUGUCCAGGGCACCGAGAGUACGGUCGAGGAGCUGACGUGCCUGGCAACCUGGAAGGAUGGCAAUUCACGCUACUUGGUCGGCCUGGUCUCGCACCAUCACGCCAUUUCGAACGAGGAGCGCUAUCGCUGCUUUGUCUACGAGAAAAUCUCCUCGCUGAUGGGCGGCCCCAGCAUGCCCAGCUCGAAGGAUGCCGAAUAUAAGCUGGCCCAAUCCGGCGACGCCACUUGCAAUGGCUUAGACAGUGCCGAGGUCGGUUCGCGCAUCAUGUCGCUGCGAAAACCGCCCAUCGCCGAGCGCUGCGACUUCCCGGCCUGGUUCAAGGGUCCGCGCCACUGGCACGCCCUUAUGGGCAAUGCCGUCUACAAUUAUCAUUCCAACGACGGGUCCGUGCACAUUAUUAAGCCCAACGGCUAUAUGGAGACACGUGCGCUCUGCGAGCAAAUAAAUAAACAGACCCCGACCGAAAUGAUGGCCGUGGUGCACUACACCACCGGGUGCCAAUCGGGAUUCAUGUGCAUGAUGUUCUACCGCCGGGACACGUUCGUCAUUGAGAUACAGACGGGCAAGCCGGCCAUUCGCCUGGAGGACGCCUGUGCACCGGAUCACUUUGACAUCAAUAAGAUGGCCUACAUUACCUUGCUGGCCAGCAACCCGGACCUGGCCAUUUGUCCCAUGGAGGGAAUCUACACGCUACGAGGCGCCAUCGGACCGCCGUAUCUGGCCACGCGCCACAAACGCAAUCACAACGGCAAGUCGCAUCUGGGCCAUGGACAUCAUCACCACGAGGGCGCUGACUCGGGAAAUUUUGGGCAUAAGGGACACAGUUCGCUGAGUUUCCGCAACGCGGAGCGCAUGGAGCGCGGCUCCUGGCAUGCCAAUACUCGAGGCCUUCCCGUUCGCAGUCGACGCAACGCACCAAAGGAUCCGCAGGUGCAGCAGCAACAGCAGCAGGCGUUGGUCCUGGAAAAGGUCAACAGCAGCGAUACGAGUGUGGGAUUUGUGGCCACGAGGAAUCGACGGGAUGUACCGGGAUGUGUACCCAACUACAAUGCCCAGCGGCAGCUUUGGGUGGGCUGUUCGGCGGAAAACCUGAUCGACGUCAGUCCACUGUGCAGCGUGGAUGGGGAAGAGGAGUAUUCCUGUCACGGAUCUUGGAGCGAGAACAGCACCUUCUACAUCAUAGCUCGGCACAAGGGCAGCAAGCACGGGGUCUGUCUGACCUAUCGACCCACUGAGGGCACCGCUGCCAAACUGGUUGUGGGCGAUGCCUGCUAUCGCGGCUCCCAGAAACCACCCGACCAUCAUCUAGAGGCCAAUCUGUCGGUUUUGGGUAAAUGCGGUGAAACUGGAGCAAGUGCUGCGCAGAGUAACCUGGCAAGCUGGCUGCUGCUGGUGGCGACGGCGACAUGGCUUCACCUGCACAGCUGAGGGACAAGUGCCGAAAAGCACAACUUGACAUAGGCAUCUAAGCGUGACAAGCCAAAGCGCUAUGUAUACAUCACUAAUUCCCCAAAACAAAAUCCCAUUAUGAUCGACAUGUAUACAAGACACAUCUAAGACUUAUUGUAUAUUUCGUGUAGUAUGAUAAGUGUGAGGCGAUAUCGAACCACUUCGCACUGGUUUGGCUGUACAUAAUGUAUUGUUUUUCCUUUAGUAAUGAUACACACUUUUGUUUAGUUCUAAGUGCUUAAAAUAAAACAAAAAUAAUAUUUCGAUAAA